Messenger RNA from Laetiporus sulphureus 93-53, 1200 nucleotides. RefSeq names its product UROD/MetE-like protein. Gene Ontology annotation, molecular function: zinc ion binding; 5-methyltetrahydropteroyltriglutamate-homocysteine S-methyltransferase activity. The record is from RefSeq and is a predicted model, not a curated record. The transcript is spliced from 11 exons. Lineage: Eukaryota; Fungi; Basidiomycota; Agaricomycetes; Polyporales; Laetiporaceae. The coding region runs from base 1 to 1200 and encodes 399 amino acids.
AUGUUUACUGCAAGUCCCCGACUCAACCCACCAUUCCGCGCGGAUCACAUUGGUUCGCUCAAGCGGCCUGUUGCUCUCCUCCAGAAACGAAAGGAGUUGGACGAGGGGAAAUGCACUCAGGAGGAACUGCGAGUGGUUGAAGAUGAAGCCAUAAGGAGCAUCAUCAAGAUGCAGGGAGACGUUGGGAUCAAGGCGAUCACGGAUGGCGAAUUCAGGAGACACAUGUUCUAUGAUGGUGUGUUCGACAACCUUGAGGGAAUGAAAUACAUUCCAGUCGUACCAAUUGAGUGGUUUAUGGAUUACGUGCCUGAUGUAGACGCUUUCAAGCAACAUAGCUUCAAGGCUGCCGCGUCUUAUCUGUGCGAGUCCAAGUUGAAGCGUAUCAAACCUUUCUAUGUUGACCAAUAUGAGGCGCUAAAGCAGCUCACGAAGCUGGAGGAGCAUGGCCACAUCAAAAUUACUAUGUGUGCUCCGGAAUGGUUCCACUUGCGCCACGGGCCAUACGCGUACCCCAAAUCUGUUUACAAGAAUGACGAGGAAUACUUUGCGGACAUCAUACAAGCGUAUCGUGAAGAAAUCAAGGACCUUUAUGCCGCAGGGUGCAGAAAUAUCCAGUUCGACGACCCGCUCCUCGCCUUUUUCUGUGACGUGAAGAUGCUCAAGGGCAUGGAAGAGCAGGGCGUUGAUCACGAAGCUCUGCUCAACCUGUACUGCCGUGUAUACCAGGACUUGCUGAGAGGACGGCCCGCGGACAUGACCGUCGGUAUACAUCUGUGUCGAGGGAAUUUCAAGGACGGACGCCACUUCAGUGAGGGUGGAUAUGACCGCAUCGCCAUCAAGCUCUUCCAGGAGAUUCCUGCUGAUACCUACUAUUUGGAGUAUGAGACCGAACGUGCAGGAACCUUUGAGCCACUCCGUUGGCUCCCGCGAAACAAGUCCGUCGUCUUGGGUAUUGUCUCCAGCAAGUUCCCCAAGAUGGAGGACAAAGAAGGCCUGAUCAAGCGAGUGCACGAAGCAGCGGAGGUGAUCGCCAACGGGGAUCAGAAGCGCUCCAAGGAAGAGGCGCUGAACCAGAUCUGUAUCAGCCCGCAGUGUGGGUUUGCGUCGCAUGCGGAGGGAAAUCUUGUGACGGAAGAACAUGUGGUGCGCAAGCUGCAGUUAGUCGUCGACACGGCCAAAGCGAUUUGGCCGGACGCCUAG